Odontomachus brunneus is the source of this 5994-nucleotide messenger RNA. RefSeq names its product alpha,alpha-trehalose-phosphate synthase [UDP-forming] (gene Tps1). NCBI's taxonomy places the organism in Eukaryota, Metazoa, Arthropoda, Insecta, Hymenoptera, Formicidae. The record is from RefSeq and is a predicted model, not a curated record. Gene Ontology annotation, molecular function: catalytic activity. Gene Ontology annotation, biological process: trehalose biosynthetic process. The transcript has 11 exons. The coding region runs from base 301 to 2730 and encodes 809 amino acids. Gene Ontology annotation, cellular component: cytosol; alpha,alpha-trehalose-phosphate synthase complex (UDP-forming).
UUAGAUAGAACAAGAGAGAGAGAGAGAGAGAGAAAAGGCAAAAGAAGCAAGAGCGCGAGAGAGAAUAAAAGAGCCGCAUCUUUCGCUAGUCGAGGUCCGUACGCGUUGUUCACACGUGACACUCGUAUAACGUGCUGCGUGGGCAAGGACGAGAAAGAGAGAGAGAGAGAGAGAGAGAGAGAGAGAGAGAGAGAGAGAGAGAGAGAGAAAGAGCGAGACGACACACCGUGUACACGGCCCCGACAUCGACCACCUUCUCAUUCUCGCGCACUCUCGCAAGCUCACGGCGAACUACCGACCAUGUCCAUAGAACCGGGUAGCUUCACCUCCAACGGCAGCAUGAUCGUCGUGAGCAACAGGUUGCCGUUCGUGCUAAAGAAGAACGAGACGACCGGUCAGCUGGAGCGCAAAGCCAGUGCCGGCGGUCUGGUCACUGCAGUAGCUCCAGUCGUCAUCAACGGAAAUGGAGUCUGGGUCGGAUGGCCAGGCAUGCACAUGGACAACCCAAACGAGCCGAUCCCCGAAUCCGAUCCCAAUGAUCGCACACCCACGGCCGGUCUGCUGUCCCGAAAGGUUGUGGCGGUGCAUGUCGAUGCCGGUAUCUUCGAUUCGUAUUACAACGGAUGCUGCAACGGAACCUUCUGGCCUCUCUUCCACUCCAUGCCGGAUCGUGCGACCUUCACCGCCGAACAUUGGCGCGCGUACUCCGCGGUCAACGAACAGUUCGCGGAGAAGACGGUCGGCGCCUUGGCGCAGAUUCACAAGGAGCAGAUGAACCAGUCCAAUGGCACGCCGUUGGUGUGGGUUCACGAUUAUCAUCUGAUGUUGGCCGCCAAUUGGAUCAGGCAAGCGGCCGAGGAGAAGAAUCUCAGGCUGAAGUUGGGUUUCUUCCUGCACAUACCGUUCCCGCCGUGGGACAUUUUCAGGCUUUUCCCGUGGGCCGAUGAGAUUCUGCAGGGUAUGCUCGGAUGCGACAUGGUGGGUUUUCAUAUUCAGGAUUAUUGUUUGAACUUCGUCGAUUGCUGCCAGAGGUGUCUCGGCUGCAGGGUGGACCGGAAGAAUCUACUGGUCGAGCAUGGCGGUAGGACGGUGCGUGUGAGACCGUUGCCGAUCGGCAUUCCGUUCGACAGGUUCGUCUCGCUGGCGGAGACCGCCAACAAGGUCAUGCAGUCGAAUCAGAAGAUCGUUCUCGGCGUCGAUCGUCUCGACUACACGAAGGGCCUCGUGCACAGGCUGAAGGCCUUCGAGAUGUUGCUGGAGAAGCAUCCCCAGCAUCGUGAACAGGUGACCAUGCUUCAAAUCGCCGUCCCGUCGCGCACCGACGUCCGCGAGUACCAGGACCUGAAGCUCGAGAUGGACCAGCUGAUCGGCUGUAUAAACGGUCGCUUCACAACGCCCAACUGGUCGCCGAUCCGCUACAUCUACGGCUGUGUGAGUCAGGACGAGUUGGCGGCGUUCUACCGCGACGCCGCUGUCGCCCUCGUCACGCCGCUCAGGGAUGGCAUGAAUUUAGUUGCCAAAGAGUUCGUCGCUUGUCAAAUCAAUACGCCGCCGGGCGUGCUGAUAGUAUCGCCAUUCGCCGGGGCCGGCGAAAUGAUGCACGAGGCCUUGAUUUGCAAUCCUUAUGAGAUCGACGAGGCCGCGGAAGUGAUUCAUAGAGCUCUUACUAUGCCAGAGGACGAGCGCACGUUGCGAAUGAAUCACUUACGCCGACGUGAGAGAAUUUACGACGUCAACUAUUGGAUGAAGUCCUUCCUGCAAGUAAUGGGAUCGCUCGAGGAGCAUGAUUCUGUGGGCGCCACUACGAUGCAACCCGUGACUAUGGACGACUUCGACGACUACUUGAGCAAGUCCCCUAGGUACAUCGGUGAUAAUCAUAAAUUGGCGCUUCUGUUGGAUUACGACGGCACGCUGGCGCCCAUCGCCACGCAUCCCGACCUGGCGAUCUUGCCGCUCGAGACGAAGAACGUGCUGCAGAGGCUAUCCAACAUGUCGGACGUGUACAUCGCCAUUAUAUCGGGUCGGAAUGUGAACAAUGUAAAGUCGAUGGUCGGAAUAGAAGGUAUCACUUACGCGGGGAAUCACGGCCUGGAGAUUCUACAUCCGGACGGCAGCAAGUUCGUUCAUCCGAUGCCCGCCGAAUUGGAGGGAAAGGUGGCCAGUCUGAUGCAAACGCUUCAAGAACAACUCUGCAGGGAUGGCGCGUGGGUUGAAAAUAAGGGAGCGCUCCUGACCUUCCAUUAUCGCGAGACCCCAAUGGAAGGUCGCCCCAAGAUGGUGGACCAGGCCAAGAAGUUGAUCGAGAACGCGGGCUUCAAGGCCUGCACCGCGCAUUGCGCCAUCGAGGCAAAGCCGCCGGUAGAGUGGAACAAGGGUCGCGCUUCCAUCUACAUUCUACGCACAGCAUUCGGUCUUGACUGGAGCGAACGCAUCAGAAUCAUAUACGCCGGUGAUGACGUUACGGAUGAGGACGCGAUGAAGGCACUGAAAGGUAUGGCCGCGACUUUCCGUGUGGCGUCGUCGCACAUCAUCCGCACCUCCGCGGAGAGGCGUCUGCCCAGCACGGACUCGGUGCUCACGAUGCUGAAGUGGGUCGAGAGGCACCUCAGCAGACGCAAACCUCGUAACAGCAUCGACAUACCGGGCAUCCCGUCGAGAUUUCGACGUAGCAGCGGCGGGAUCACGAUGGAGAUGUCCUACACACCGCCAAAGACAACCCUCGAGUCCUAGAUGAUGCUCAAACGUCAUCCGUUAGCAUAUCAACCGUAUACCCAGCGCGAUAUAUAUCUGUCAUAGGGUUAUGAUGUACUCGUAGCGUAAACAGAGACGAAGGAGCAGGAGAAAAACGCAGGGAUCACGCAAUCCGGAAGUAGGCAGGUAAGAGGAGAGUUAAUCGCUGGGAAAAACGUCGGAGCGCGAGGCUAACGGAGCCUGCUCGUCUCCGAACUGUAUGUACGUCCAAUGUAGACACCGAAGAGACUGCGGAAAGUUGAAGGGAGUGACUUCUUUCCUCAUCUUUAGAUAGCAAGAUCACGAUGUAUACGCUAACGACAGUCGUCGCGAAACUACAGUAAUAGUCGAUGAACGCGCGCGGAGAAUCGCCCCAUUGAUUCGUUCAGCUUUCAAUGUGAGUCAAUAUAUCUUUUGAGAUAUCGGUUAGACGACUUUAGUCCGAAAAGAAGAAAAAAAAAAAAGAAAAUAUCGAGCUGUGUACGAAGUACGCGAUCAAUGUUUUCCUCGCGAUAAAAGCUCCUACUUUUUAUUUGCUUUAUCAUGGAAGUAUAUGUGUGUACAAUACAUGUUUCUAGUUCUUCCGGUGUACGUAUUCUCGCUAAAUCAGUCUUUACGAAUCGUUCUUGCCGGGUCUCGUAUGGUAACAUUGAUGUCGCGUUGGACUGUAUGCGGAUUUGUAACACUUCGAUUCUUGAUCCUUGAGUUCGCGUCGCUCAAUGAAGGAACAAACGCUCAGCGUUUGUAAAUUCUUCAUGCUAUACUCACUAGCGGUUCUUUACCUCGUCAAUAAUUUCCACCAACAGCGUACACACCAAAAGCAUAUGAAAGUAAAAGACGACACGCGAUAGGAUAACGUGUCUCUAGGAUAACGUGUAGAUCUCUCCUCAGGUAUGAUCGACUCAGGUUCAUCCUUCCUUCCUCUUUUCCCCAUCUUUUCUUACGACGACCAAUUAUAUCACAUAUGUCAGGGACACAUUAGUUGUUAGGCUGUGGAUAGAUGUGAGAUAAGGAUCUUAACUAAGAAUUUUAAAUAACGACUGAUUUUCAUCAAGCCUUGCUAUUCCGAGAGGACGGCCCUCGCACUCGAAUUGCGCCUAAUAAACGGAAAGCGGUCGCGUUGACAGAGUAAUCGCAAUUGUUCGAAUUUAUCGUGAGAUCUACGUCGACGUGAAAGAAACAAAUCAAUAAAAUUAUGACUAUUAUUAUUGAGAUUAAUAUAUGCCUGCGUGCAUAGCAGCAAAGGAACGUAGCUUCCAAUGUUGGAGAGAGAGCCUAUAUACUUUCUUUUCCCGUCAUCAGUUGUCGAUUCCGCAACCAAGUUAGUCAGAAAACAGUGCCAAUCGUCAGCGUGUUUCGCGCGAUAUGCGAUGAAAUACUGUGGACAAAUAUCGAUAUACAUAUAAGAAAAAAACCUAAGACACACACAUACAUACUUUCAACAUUUACCACACACUACAAACGUUGUAAACGCGGGCGGAAAACGAGUCCAAACGAAGUUAGAAUCAAAUUAGAUUUUAUACUUUUUCUAAAAGUAGAAUAAGACGCGCGAUGCGCUGGCUUGAUUGACGCAGGAGAGAUUCGGCCAAGUUGCGUCAGUCGUCCCCUUUCUCUCCUCGUGCAUGACGAUUAGCGAUGAUAGAUAAAAUGGCCACGUACCCCGGAUCCACGUAUUCUAUGUAACGUCUCAAAGUACGUUUCGUUGUUCGUUUCUUCAUCCCGCCGGAUAAUACUGAGUUUAAACUGGUGCGAACUGGCGGCGCGUAUCCGUUUCUUGUCACGAGUUCGUCUUAAGGAAGACUCGCCGUCUGCGUCAAACCCGUAUCAGACUAGGUUUUGGAGAUUGAGAAUUCCAGAUUAAUGAUCAGCACUCGGCUAAUCGUUACAAAGUGAGUCCAGAUCGGAACUAGUCGAUUUCUUGAAUUCUAAUUCCCCCCACCCCCUCUUUCUUUUAUUCUCUCUAUCUUAUGUUAUAAUCUUAUUCUAUAUCUUUUAUUCUUUAUCUUAUUUUAUAAUCUUAUUCUUCAAAAUCUUGUUCGAUACGGACGUUUCACGACAAUUAAUUUCAUUAAUUUGUAUAUAUUUCCACAAUGUGUUUGGACGAUCAAACAAUGGAAAUCUGUGGUGAAUUUCCGUGUCGAAAAUUCAAAGAAAAUCCAGUCUGCAGGUUUCCGACGGGAUUUAUAUAUAUAUGACGCCUCACAAGAGCACAAAUUAUAUUUAAUAUAUUAUAUUAAAUUGAGAGAGAGAAAUUAUAUAUACAAUUUUGUUUUGGAAUAAAAAGUUAAGAGACGCUCGAAUGAAGUUGCAAUAUUAUUCAUUAGGAGACUUUACUGUAGAGCAUUAUCGAUCAAUAUCAUCUCGGCACUCGAUUUUGGCUUCUGGAAAUGGAGGUUUUUCUCGGAUUCGGCUCUCAAAGUUUCACCGUUCCCUCUUUGUUUCCUCAACAUCGUGCAGCAUUUCUAACGAGAGCAAUUGACGAUCGUACGUGUAUCAGCUCUGAGCUCUUCUCUUCCCCUCUCUCCGCGUCAAAUGCGCAGGUCAAAUUCCAGUAAUCUCGCACUUUCGCCUCUGUAUUUAUUAGUCAAUUAUGAUAAUCGCUAGUCAAUAAAUAAUGAGCGCAAGCGAGUGACGUUCGGGAGGACGGGGGAGAAGAGAUUGAAACGAAGAUUGAACGAAAGAAAAAGAGGAAAAAAAGCGAAAGAGGCAAACACACAGGAAAAAAAAAGCAGCCGGCGAGAGCGAAAUAAAUGUAAAUUAUGACCGUCGAGUUUAUACGCUAUCGGACACACACCGCGUAACCGUCAUAUCUGUUGAAAGUACACGAAGAAAGAAGGAGAGGAGAAAAAAUACGUAUGUACAUACACGAGAUAUAUGUGUAAAUAUACGCAAAAUACGCGUAGGCGCGCAUCACGCGCCCGCAGUCCUAUGAUGUGCCCUUAAAAGCCAAAUCUCCCUUCCCCCUUCUGCGUGAAAGAAAAAAAAGAAAGAAAGAGGAAGAAAAGGAAAAAUUACAAAUAGAAAAACAGACAGGCCGGAGCCAUUUUACGUUUUUUAUGAGUACUUAGUUUUUACCUCGUUAUACGUUACUACUACCAUUACUACCGCCACCACCUCCACCUUCACCACUAUUACUACUGCGUAGGUGUGUAUAAAAAAUGCAACGCGCGAGAUAGCGGGAGUAAACGACUAAAACUGGCUUCCUCCCGUUACUGUAAACCGACUACGAAACGCAGCGCGGAAAUAAACAUCGUUUCUAAAUUA